UUUUCUCUGUCCAGAGCUCAUUCACCAAGAUGUGCGCCUAGUUGAAGGAGCCUCUCCACACCCGGUCCCCACUGCAUGCCUUAAACUUUCUAAUGAAAUCCAUACACACUUUUUGACAAACAUAACUUUUCCUUAGAGAUCAAGAGGGUUUCUGACAAAUCACUUCGUCUUUUGUAUUAAGAAGAGAACUUCAGAACAUGGAGCCCAGUUCCACAGAGGGAGGAGCUGAGGAGAAGGCCAUUAAAAACCACCCAACAAAUCCUCCUCACAAAGUGGUACGCAAACAUGGCCAAGAGUUGGAGGAAGAGCAGGAGGAGCUGGCUGAGCAUCAACCUCUAGAGCAGGAAGACCUGAACUUUGAGAGAUGGAAGCGCAGGCCGGUUCCCGAGAGGACGCUCCACCAGAAAAUAGCCGACUUGAAGACGUACCUGUGGAAUGCAGAAACCAACGAAUUCAUGGGUCGCUCUGGAAAGAGCUGGAGUCUCAUCCUGCUCUUCUAUGCUGCACUUUACGCAUUCCUUGCAGCCAUGUUUGGCGGAUGCUUGUUUUGCCUCAUGUGGUCCAUUAGCCCCUACCAUCCCACAUACAACGAUAGAGUGAUGCCACCUGGUAUGACGAUGGCCCCUCACCUAGAAGGCCAUGACAUUGCUUUUAACGCAUCCGACCGCAAAUCAUGGAAGAAGUACGCCCGGUCGAUGGAUGAAUUUCUAAGACCGUAUAAUGACGGGGCACAGGACAGGAAGAAUAUUCGCUGCACACAUGACGCGUACUUCAUGCAGGACGACUUGGAGGAAAGUGCAGAGCGGAAAGCGUGUCAGUUCAAGAGGUCCUGGUUGGGGGACUGUUCAGGGCUGCAGGACCCACACUAUGGCUAUUCUCAGGGAAGGCCAUGCGUCCUACUCCGAAUGAACCGGAUUCUGGGUUACUUACCUGGCCAGGGAAAACCAAUAAAUGUGACUUGUGGAGUUAAGAAAGGGUCAGCAGAAACUUUAGGAGAAGUUCAAUUUUUCCCCAGAAGCAUUUUUGACUUGAAGUACUAUCCAUACUACGGGAAGCUUAGACAUGUGAACUACUCUUCUCCGGUGGUGGCUGUGCGUUUUGCAGGAGUGCAGUACGACACUCACAUCCAGGUUCAGUGCAAGCUGAACGGAAAGGGAAUCAUCAACGAUUCGCCAACUGACCGCUACCUGGGAAGCGUGACCUUCUCCCUGGAGGUUGGAGCGUGAGGGAAAGACAUCCCUGCCAGUCAGGUGCUCCCGCACUGAGGCAGGACAAAAGUCCAAGAAAAUAAUUGUUUUGAACCUUUAUUUCCACUUUUCUCUUUUCUAAUAAUUCUCUUAAUAACAGCAGUGAAACGAAAUCCUCAAAAAGUGUACUCUGCUAAAUCUUUGGAGCAAGCCUUUGACACCCGGAGCCGCAGCAAACAGUGGGAGUUUCAGUUCAGCUCCUCAUAUUCUGUAAUGAUUAGCUAAGUGAAUUAACGUAAUCACAUUUCGCCCACUAGUUAUCCUCUCCGGCUAUGCAAAUUCAGUUAUGACCUAACCAUUAGUAAGGAUUUAGAUACUUUGUCAGGUAAACAAUUGUUUUUUUGGGUGCAGUUUCUUGUGACCAAGUGUACUAACUAGUUUUUCUUCAUAUUUUUCAGAAAAAAAUGUUACAAAUUCAAAAAACCAUCAAAUAUUGAAAGCACGACUUGUACUGUACUUACACAGUAAAAAAGAUGUACCUGAUCACUGUAUUUUUUUAUAGAGUAGUAUUAUGAAUUUAAAAUAAAAUAUCCACUUUUGUAAAAAAAAAAUGUUGAAAAUGAGAUACUACAGAACUGAUCAAUAAAGAAAAGAAAAACUGUGAUAUAAGUAGUUUCUAAACUGUCUGUCCACUAUUUUAAAAGAAACAUAACUGUCCUGUUGUAGUGUUAAUGCUGCCUGACAUGCCACCUUUGUAUUUAUUCCUUUUACAAGGCUUAUAAUAAAAAAUCAGUGUUCUGGAA
This is a messenger RNA of Oryzias melastigma (Indian medaka), 1990 nucleotides long. It is a transcript of the gene atp1b4, whose product is annotated as ATPase Na+/K+ transporting subunit beta 4. Gene Ontology annotation, cellular component: sodium:potassium-exchanging ATPase complex; nuclear inner membrane. Gene Ontology annotation, biological process: sodium ion transport; potassium ion transport; regulation of DNA-templated transcription. The transcript has 9 exons. The record is from RefSeq and is a predicted model, not a curated record. NCBI's taxonomy places the organism in Eukaryota, Metazoa, Chordata, Actinopteri, Beloniformes, Adrianichthyidae. Bases 198 to 1226 code for a protein of 342 amino acids.